This is a messenger RNA of Scomber scombrus (Atlantic mackerel), 767 nucleotides long. RefSeq lists its product as uncharacterized. The transcript has 3 exons. Bases 36 to 767 code for a protein of 243 amino acids. The record is from RefSeq and is a predicted model, not a curated record. NCBI's taxonomy places the organism in Eukaryota, Metazoa, Chordata, Actinopteri, Scombriformes, Scombridae.
GCGUCAGUAUUAGUUUAGUGUGAGCUGUGUGUAACAUGUGCAGCCUUCAGAGUGUGAAGCUUUUCGUCCAGCAGCGGCUAACUGCGGCUGUGGAGGAGAUAUUUGGACAUUUAGACAAAACAAUAACCGAGUAUGAAGAGGAGAUCCACCGCAGACACCGCAGGCUGCUGGACGAGCUUUUAAAAGCUGAAACAAAGCAGCGAAAAGCAGUUUUACCUUUAGAUGUACGAAAAGUGAUUGUUGGUGAGGAAGAGAAGCAGGAGAAGACCUCCACUCUGGACCAGGAGGACCCAGAUCCCCCACACAUUAAAGAGGAACAUGAGGAACCCUGGACCAGUCAGGAGGGAGAGCAGCUUCAAGAACUGGAGGAGGCUGAUAUCACCAAGUUCACAUCGACUCCUGUUCCUGUGACGAGUGAAGAUGAUGAAGAGAAACCUCAGUCCUCACAGCUUCAGCAAACACAAACUGAAAAAAUGAAAACAGAAACUGAUGGAGAGGACUGUGGAGGAUCAGAACCAGACAAGAAUGUAAAUCCAGAUACACAUUUACAGCCUGAUACUGAAGACAAGACUUCAAACUCUUCUGUGACUGACACUGAUGACAGUGAUGAAUGGAAGGAGACCAGUGAAGCUCAAACAGCGUGCCCUUGUUUGGAUGUUAAUGUGUUAGAUGAAGAAGCUCUAAUACUGAGAGGAGCUUUCUGUUCAAACUGCUGGGUCCCAGAGUUCAGCACCGUGCAGCGCGGAGCCCUCACCAUCCACAGAUGA